Molecule: messenger RNA, 963 nt
Organism: Mytilinidion resinicola
Lineage: Eukaryota; Fungi; Ascomycota; Dothideomycetes; Mytilinidiales; Mytilinidiaceae
Exons: 7
Coding region: 1-864 (287 amino acids)
Source: RefSeq, a predicted model, not a curated record
AUGAAUGUCGAGCAGAGGCCGGAGUCUUUGACCUCGAUUCACGGGAAAGUUAAUCCUACCACCAACCAUUAUGUAAAGAUCCAUGUUUGCCAGGCAUCCUAUGGAGAUUGUCUGGCCCUCGAGUUCGACCACGACUCGUCAAGUCCUGGUACCAUCGGCCUGACUACCUCCACGAAGGUUUUAGCUGAGAAGAUCACGAUCAAGAGGACCUACAAGAAUAAAGCUUCAGAAAAGGUCUUGGUCUCCACACGUCUUCUCCUAUCUCCAGAUCCGCAGCUUAAGAAGCAGCGGGAAAAGGACGAAAGCCGUCGCGUCAUCCUGAUUGAUGGGGGCCCGGCUCACUACGCUGCGCAUGGGAAACAUUUCACCAGUUCUACGCCGUCGCAUAACCUCUUCAAGAUGCUGAAUACUCUUGUUCCCCCUGGCAGCCCUAACAGGCUCGACACGUUGGUAAUCACACAUGACGAUGCCGACCAUAUCAAGAGGAACAAUCCAAGAACCACAGAAAGAGGGGAUGAGUAUGUAUUCUUCAGAGGUGCUGAAGCGCUCAAGCAUGGCCAUGCGCCUUUUGCGAACAUUUGGCACAACUCGGCAGCAACCAUACUCCGAACAGGACAGAACAAUAAAGAAAACAAAGGAUGGUUUGACAAGCACAUGUUUGGCAUGAAGAAUGGUUGGGAAAUUGACGACAACAACAUGCCAGAAUGCAAUGCAGAAUUUGGCACAUACCAAAUUGAUAACAAAGCGCACCGAUGGGCAUUGGCGGGGAACCUUCCGCUUCCCUCGACCAGCGUCUUCUCAUGGCGAGAACGAACCGUAGUCAUCUCGAAUUUAGAUUCCUCUCGCCGAACAGCCAGCAACUAAAUGAUCUGGUAUCAGCAUACAACCAACCGAAAAAACUACCGAAAAAAGGUACGAAGCAGAACACGAAAGGGUACGAGAAGGCGAAGAUAAUGAAGGUAG